AUGCAUGAGUCCCAGUCAGAUCCAGCAGGACACACCAUACAAGCAAUCCACAUAGAAAGCAGAAAUCCUUCUGAGAAUGAGAGUCGAGUGAAGAGCAGCCAGACUUCUCCUCCAGAGGUCGCAGGGGUUCCAGCGUCGUUGUCGAUGAUGACCCCGCCUGCCGAAGCUCCGCAGCCACUGCAGCAGGCACCACAGCAGCCCGUCCUCAGUCCUCAGCAGAUCCAGGUGCUAGUCCAGCAGCAGAAGGCGCUCAUGUUACACCAGCAACAAAUCCAGGAGGUCUUCAAGAAUCAGCAAGAGCAGAUAAAUAUGCAGCUUUUGCAACAGAAGAAUGCCGGGAUAGUUACUCAAGAGCUUACAGCCCAGCAGAUCGCCAUCCAGCAGCAGCUGCUUCAGGUGCAGCAGCAGCAUCUCCUCAACCUGCAGAGGCAAGGCCUGCUGUCUGUGCUUCCCAGCACCCCCACUGUAACUCCAGGGUGUGAAAAUGGCAGCGUCCUCUCUCCUGGUGGAGAUAUCCGAGAGUCUUCCAGCCAAUCGGCCACCAACGGUCAUCACACCCUGCUGAAGAGGAAAGAAAGUGGGUCACAGGAGGAAAGCCCCCAGAACAGCCAUCCUCUGUAUGGAAACGGCAUGUGCAAAUGGCCAGGCUGUGAAACUGUUUUUGGAGACUUUCAGGCAUUCAUGAAACAUUUGAACAGCGACCACACACUUGACGACAAGAGUACGGCGCAGUGCCGUGUGCAGAUGCAGGUUGUUCAACAGCUGGAGCUGCAGCUGAAGAAAGACAAGGAGCGACUGCAAGCUAUGAUGGCUCAUCUCAAAUCGUCUGAACCCAAACCUGCAGCUCAGCCCGUGAAUCUGGCGUCUAAUGUGUCUUUCACCCCGGUGACAUUGCCCAAAGCCCCUCCUCCUAUGAGUCUUUCUCAGAGUGCCACAGCCCCCUCCACGCCCCUCACACCGCUCUCUGACUCGCCGUCAGUCCUCACCCCCAACAGCUUGUUCACCAGCACUCCUGUACGGAGGCGAUACAGCCGCUCUGUGAGCCAAGAUAUUAUUGAUAAUAAAGAGUUCUACCUGAGCACAGAGGUUAGACCUCCAUUUACAUAUGCGUCCCUCAUAAGACAGGCUAUAUUUGAAUCGCCUCGCAAUCAGCUGACGUUAAACGAAAUCUACAACUGGUUCACCAGGAACUUUGCAUAUUUCAGGCGCAAUGCAGCUACUUGGAAGAAUGCUGUCAGACACAACCUCAGUCUGCAUAAAUGCUUUGUGCGCCUGGAGAACGUGAAGGGAGCCGUGUGGACGGUAGACGAGAUCGAGUUCCACCGACGGCGGCCUCAGAAGGCUGCUGGUAACGGAUCUCUGCUGAAGAACUCUCAAAGUCGCCAGAGCUUGCCCGGGUCUGCUCUUCAGAAUGCUGGUCUUGAUGGAAACAGCUGCCUGUACAACCCGGCCUCAAUAGGUAGCAUCGCGCUGCACUCGCUGCCUCACGUUCUCCAGGAGCAGAUGAACGGAGCGCUGGCUAACGGAUGUGGCUACCAAAGUGACAGCAGCACAACACAGUCUCCUCCUCAAGCUUUUAUUAAAGAAGAGCAGGAGGAUGAGGAGAUCAGCGAAAACUAUCCCUACGAGUCUCCGGAGAGCACAGACGAGCACGGCCACAGCCCCGAAAUGCUCCAGGAGGAAAUCAACGGCAGCCCGGAGAGGUCCGAGCUUCAUUUCGAUCGUGUGCCUUCUCUCUGA
Messenger RNA from Xiphophorus hellerii (green swordtail), 1740 nucleotides. Its product is annotated as forkhead box protein P1-B-like. Gene Ontology annotation, molecular function: RNA polymerase II cis-regulatory region sequence-specific DNA binding; DNA-binding transcription repressor activity, RNA polymerase II-specific. Bases 1 to 1740 code for a protein of 579 amino acids. Gene Ontology annotation, cellular component: nucleus. NCBI's taxonomy places the organism in Eukaryota, Metazoa, Chordata, Actinopteri, Cyprinodontiformes, Poeciliidae. The record is from RefSeq and is a predicted model, not a curated record. The transcript has 15 exons. Gene Ontology annotation, biological process: regulation of transcription by RNA polymerase II.